Messenger RNA from Brassica rapa (field mustard), 2205 nucleotides. Its product is annotated as putative nuclease HARBI1. The record is from RefSeq and is a predicted model, not a curated record. Lineage: Eukaryota; Viridiplantae; Streptophyta; Magnoliopsida; Brassicales; Brassicaceae.
UUGUGUAAGCAGUUGAUGUCUUGUUGUAUCUCGUGAGUAUGUCUUGUUCUUUAUAAAUCAACUCAACACCAGAGAAAGAGUUUUCUUUAUAAAUCAACACAACAGCUGAGAGAGAGUAUUCAUUAUAAAACAACACAACAACACGAGAGAGAGAGAGUCGACCAAGUUGUUUCAUCUCCUUGUUUUUCUUUAAAAUUGUUUCACCGUAUCGACCAAACAAAACAACAACAAGGCUCGUUUAUUUUUUUCCAUAUUUUUUUAUCAUAUUUCUUCACAUUUCUUUCUUAAAUGGCAUCUUCUUCUUCCGAUCCUUUUGAAGAAAUGGAUGAGAGAUUUGAACAAAUUUGCGAUCAAAAAUUCGAUCAACAAUUUGAAAAUCUUCUCAUUCGUUAUGGUGAGCGUCAAGAAGCAUCAAGGUCAAAAAAGAAACGAGCUUACAUUGAAAGAGAUCGAGAACAAGGACACAUGCAGUUAUGGAACGAUUAUUUUAAGGAAGAUUCAACAUAUCCGUCUUCCAUGUUUCGACGCCGUUUUCGCAUGAACAAGCCUUUGUUUAUGCGUAUUGUUGAUCGACUCUCCGCUGAAAUCCCAUACUUUCAACAAAGAAGAGAUGCUACGGGAAGGUUCGGUCACUCUCCGUUACAAAAGGCAACAGCAGCAAUUCGUAUGAUGGCAUAUGGUUGCCCAGCUGAUGCAGUCGACGAGUACCUCCGACUUGGUGAGACAACCGCACUUUUAUGCUUAGAACAUUUUGUUCAAGGAAUCAUAGAUUUAUUUGGAGCUGAGUAUCUUAGAAAACCAACACCAGAAGAUCUUCAACGACUACUCGAUAUUGGAGAAAUACGCGGAUUUCCCGGGAUGAUAGGAAGCAUUGAUUGUAUGCAUUGGGAGUGGAAGAAUUGUCCGACGGCAUGGAAAGGACAAUAUACACGUGGAUCAGGAAAGCCAACAAUUGUUUUAGAGGCUGUAGCUUCACACGAUCUCUGGAUAUGGCAUGCGUUUUUCGGACCUCCAGGUACCUUAAACGAUAUCAAUGUUCUUGAUCGAUCACCGGUUUUUGAUGAUAUAUUAGAAGGUCGAGCUCCAAAAGUUAAUUACAUUGUCAACGGACACAACUACUGUUUGGCUUACUAUCUUACAGAUGGUAUUUAUCCAAACUGGGCUACUUUUGUCCAAUCUAUUCGAAAUCCACAAGGCCCGAAAGCAUCCUUAUUUGCUACAUAUCAAGAAGGUGUUCGUAAAGAUGUCGAACGUGCUUUUGGGGUCUUGCAAGCUCGAUUUGCCAUAGUAAAAAAUCCAGCUCUUUUGUGGGACAAAAUAAAAAUUGGAAAGAUAAUGAGAGCAUGUAUCAUUCUACAUAAUAUGAUCGUCGAAGACGAACGGGAUGGGAACACUCAGUUUGAUGUUUCAGUUUUCGAACAACCGGAAUCAAACCGAAGUUCACAAGUCGAUUUGAACUUUUCACCAGGGAUGCCUUCAAAUGUCGGGAAUAUUAUGAGCAUGAUGACCAUUCGGAAUGAAGUCCGUGAUAACAAGAUACAUCAACGAUUGAAAGCUGAUUUGGUUGAGAAUAUAUGGCAAAAAUUUGGAAUGCAUUAAGAUUUCAACUAAUUAGUUUUUUCUCGUUCAUGAUUUGUAUUUCUAUUUUUAAUAUGUUUUAAAAACUUUUAUGUAUGCUUUUAUUUUAAAUUAUUCUAUUUAACAAAAAAUUUUUUUAAGAACCUCUAUGGAGGUUCUACCAAUGGAGGAUGAAAAAAAAUAGACUAAUAGGGGUCCUUAAGCUUUCAAAUCACACAAUUAAACAAUAAAUUAAUCUAAAGAACCCCAAAGGAGUCCUAAUGGAUGGAGGUGCUCUUAGAAAGUUUUGACAGAUAAUUAUUUCGGUCAGAAUACUAAAUGCUAGCGAAAAAGAUAUAUAAAUAAAUACAAAGGCAAACAAACAACUGAUUCAUAACGUAGGCAAGAAGGGUCCAUCAGAUGUCUUUUUAAAACAUUCCAAAAAUCUUGUGUUUGUAUGAACCAAGAGAGUGUGCCAAUGCAUAUCUAACAGAUGAGAUCAUGUGAAGGGUACAUGAACGGGAGAAAUAUUACUAAUAUUCUUCUACUAAAACUGAGCCCAGACCCUAGUGACUUGCCCAAUAGUAAUCCAUUUAAGACAACAAAAAAUAUUAGCUAAUGUUAGUAACUUGUGUCCUGGUGAAAGAA